This is a messenger RNA of Leptosomus discolor (cuckoo roller), 933 nucleotides long. The record is from RefSeq and is a predicted model, not a curated record. NCBI's taxonomy places the organism in Eukaryota, Metazoa, Chordata, Aves, Leptosomiformes, Leptosomidae.
UGGAAUGUGCUUUUUCUUUCUCCUCUUCAGGCACACAUCCACUGCGAGGACGUGUUUGGCAUCUUGGGAGAAAAUUUUACUUUUCCAGUAAAAAUAGACCAGAAAAUAGAGGAAAUUUUUUGGACGAAAAACAAGGAUAGAGUGGCUGCAUGGGAAGGGCAAAACAAACCGACAUAUUUUACUUCUCUCAAGAACAGAGGCUUGCUUAACAAGGAGAAUGGGUGCUUGACUAUAUUUAACUUGGAGAAAAAUGAUGCUGGCAUAUAUGUGUUAGAGUACUUGGAUUCUGGGAAAGAAAGUUAUGACUUAAAAUUCACGCUUGCUGUGUUAGCUCGUCCUUUAGAACCUGAAAUAAGUUGCAACGUCAGUGGUGAUGACCUUGUGUUAAAAUGUACAGCAGAUUUUGAGAAGCCUCUGAAUUACACUUGGAAGUUCAGUAGCCUGCGGAUCACUUAUCAGACCCAGGAAGUUUUCAUCCCUAAGAAGAAUAUUGAUGCUUCUGAGAAAGCUGCAUGUUCCAUUAAAUUCUCUCAAAUGGAAAAGAGCUCUGCAAUCUCUUUGACUGAAUGCUUUCCAGAUAAAAAAGGAGGCAGCCUUCACAAAAGAAGCAGGGGUGGUCUUGUUGCAGCUUUUGUUCUGUUAAUUCCAGUUGUAGGAAUACUAGGAUUCCUGUACAGAAGAGAACUCUCUGCCAUGCAGAACAGCACCCUGACAUCCAAGUGUGUGGCUGACCAUGGUGUAAGUGAGGAAGACACCUUUAAGAAGGAGAACAGCAGCUUGCUGGCCAAGCAUGCAGGUGACCAUGGUGUAAGUGGAGAAGAAGUGACACAGGAUGCAGAAAGUGGAACUGGGGAACACCUGAGCAACUCUCCGAGCUGCAGUAAAGAAGAAAACAGAGUGAGAAUUAUUAGGAGGAAGGGGGCCUGUGUGUAG